UUGAUUCGAUUCUAUUUUCUCACUUGUCAUCCUCUCGUUUCGCCAACUGAUCUUCUAACCAUCUCCGUCUCCCUCUCUCUCUCUCUCUCUCUCUCUCUGACAAGCAACUCCAAUGGCAGAAUCCAAACCUGGAACAACGCAAGCUCCGCCUGAUAAGGAAGUAAAGGCACCUAAUUUGCUUGAAAGAGCAAAGGAAGAGAUUGAGGGAAUGCGGCACACAGACAAAUCACAUCAUGAUCACAAGGAAACUCAUGGAUUGCGAAAUGAUAUCGAUGAAAACACCCCGUUAGAUGGUGUCAAAGCUCCGAAUAUGUUCGAGAGAGCGAAGGAGGAGUUUGAGGCCAUAGUUGAAGCAAUUCAUCCCAAGAAAGAGUCUCCCACUCAUGGAAAAAAGGACGAAAGUAAAAAGGAGCCGAAAAAACAGGAGAAAGCUGUUUCUCUAUCAGAAAUCUUUUCCAUUUGUGGCAUGCUGGCAGAAAAUCAUGUCAAGAUAGCCAGUUUGAUUGGGAAAGCCAAGGAGAAGAUUGAGACAAUGAUGCACCAUGAGAAGUCGUUGAAGAAUCAUGAUAAAGAAACACACGAGAAGUCACCAAAGCAUCAUACCAAAGAAACUCACGGAAGGAGUAAUGACAUUGACGAGAGUAUCCCAAUCGAUCAUGUUAAGGGUCCGAAUGUUUUUGAAAGAGCAAAGGAGGAAAUCGAGGCCAUUGUCGAAGCGAUCCAUCCCAAGAAAGAAGAGAAAAAUCCGGUUUCCACACCUAAAAAGGAAGGUGGGUUUGGGGUGUCAAUAGGAAGAGGUUUGGAGAAGGUGUGCUCCCCUCAUGGAAACAAAGAUUAGUUGUGAGUUUUUUGUCAAGUUGUGUGAUACUUCAUCCUCAUUCUUUUCUGCCUGAUGACAAAUCAGGGGAUAUACAUGAAAAAUUGUAAGAUUUUUUGGUUACUUAAGUUUCUGUAUGGCAUUCAUGUGCAUUAUAUAUCCUUCUUAUCA
Messenger RNA from Malus domestica (apple), 988 nucleotides. RefSeq lists its product as uncharacterized. The record is from RefSeq and is a predicted model, not a curated record. Lineage: Eukaryota; Viridiplantae; Streptophyta; Magnoliopsida; Rosales; Rosaceae.